AUGACUACUGAAAACAUCGAACAUAAAAUCGUUCAUGAAGCACGCAAUGCUCCAGUGCAUGGCGCUCCAAAACAUUUUUUCAAUUCUCAACCAGGUCCAAGUUAUAUUAAGGAUAUGGCACAAUAUAAAAAAAUGUACCAACAAUCUAUUGAGGAUCCUGAAGCUUUUUUCGGGAAGAUGGCUACGGAUUAUCUAUAUUGGGAUAAGCCAUUCAGUAAAGUCAAAUAUGGUUCUUUAGAAAACGCAGAUGUUGCUUGGUUCUUAAACGGUGAAUUGAAUGCUUCUUACAAUUGUGUAGACAGACACGCCUUUGCCAAUCCAGAUAAACCAGCUUUGAUCUAUGAAGCUGAUAGUGAAAGAGAAAAUAGAAUCAUCACUUUCGGUGAAUUGUUAACACAAGUUUGUAAAGUUGCUGGUGUUUUAAAGAGUUGGGGCGUUAAGAAGGGUGACACUGUAGCAAUUUACAUGCCAAUGAUCCCAGAAGCAAUCGUAGCCAUGUUAGCCUGUGUACGUUUAGGUGCCAUCCAUUCCGUCAUCUUUGCAGGGUUUUCAUCCGGUUCUUUAAAGGAUCGUAUUGUUGAUGCAGGCUGUAAAGUCCUCAUCACUUGUGAUGAAGGCCGGAGAGGUGGUAAGACAAUCCAUACUAAGAAGCUUGUCGACGAAGGUCUAAAUGGGGUCGAUUCAGUCUCUCACAUCCUAGUUUUCAAGAGAACUGCCAGUCCAAAUAUCCCAAUGAAAGCCGGCAGAGAUUUCUGGUGGCAUGAAGAAUGUGAAAAACAAAGAUCUUACUUACCUCCAACCCCAUGUAAUGCUGAAGAUCCAUUAUUCUUACUUUAUACAUCUGGUUCUACCGGAUCUCCAAAGGGUAUCGUCCACACUACAGGUGGUUAUUUACUAGGUGCUGCCUUAACUACAAGAUACGUUUUUGAUAUCCAUCCAGAAGAUGUGCUUUUCACUGCUGGUGAUGUUGGCUGGAUCACAGGCCAUACUUACGCAUUAUACGGUCCCCUAGUCCUCGGUACCGCUUCAAUUAUAUUCGAAUCCACUCCAGGAUAUCCUGAUUACGGUAGAUAUUGGAGAAUUAUCGAACGUUACAGGGCUACCCAUUUCUACGUAGCUCCAACCGCCUUGAGAGUUAUUAAGCGUCUUGGUGAAGCUGAAAUUGCUAAAUACGAUAUUUCUUCUUUACGUGUACUUGGUUCUGUCGGUGAACCAAUUUCCCCUGACUUAUGGGAAUGGUACAAUGAAAAAAUCGGUCAAAAUAACUGUGUUAUUUGUGACACUAUGUGGCAAACUGAAUCAGGUUCACAUCUAAUUGCUCCAUUAGCUGGUGCCACCCCAACGAAACCCGGUUCCGCUACUCUUCCAUUCUUUGGUGUCCACGCUGCAAUCAUUGAUCCAGUCACCGGUAUUGAAUUGAAGGAAAACGACGUAGAAGGUGUGUUAGCAAUCAAGUCCUCCUGGCCUUCAAUGGCUAGGUCCAUAUGGAACAAUCAUGCUCAUUACAUCAACACUUAUAUGAAGCCAUACCCAGGCUUUUAUUUUACAGGUGAUGGUGCUGGUAGAGAUCAUGACGGUUACUAUUGGAUUAGAGGUAGAGUUGACGAUGUCGUCAAUGUUUCUGGACACAGAUUAUCUACCGCUGAAAUCGAAGCUUCUUUAGUCAACAAUGAUUGUGUCUCAGAAGCUGCUGUCGUAGGUAUCCACGACGAAUUAACAGGCCAAGCAGUCAUUGCAUUCGUUCAAUUAAAGAAACAAUUGCCAAUUGAAGAAGAAGGCGCCUCACCAGACGAUCUCCGUCGUGAAUUGAUAUUACAAGUCAGAGGUGAAAUAGGUCCAUUUGCAGCUCCAAAAACAAUUAUCUUGGUCAGGGACUUACCAAAGACCAGAUCCGGAAAGAUCAUGAGAAGAAUCCUAAGGAAAGUUGCAUCCAACGAAGCUGAUCAAUUGGGCGACUUAUCUACACUAGCAAAUCAAGAUGUUGUUCCUGCAAUUAUUGAUGCAGUGAACAUUCAAUUUUUCAAUGCCAAGAAAAAAUAA
This is a messenger RNA of Kazachstania africana CBS 2517, 2040 nucleotides long. It is a transcript of the gene ACS2, whose product is annotated as acetate--CoA ligase ACS2. The coding region runs from base 1 to 2040 and encodes 679 amino acids. Gene Ontology annotation, molecular function: acetyl-CoA synthetase activity; AMP binding. Lineage: Eukaryota; Fungi; Ascomycota; Saccharomycetes; Saccharomycetales; Saccharomycetaceae. The transcript has a single exon. The record is from RefSeq and is a predicted model, not a curated record. Gene Ontology annotation, cellular component: cytosol.